AUGGGCCCCCUGUGCUUCAUCAUGAUUAACGAUGCGCUCCUGGACACUGAGCAUCCUUGGAAAUACGUGGAUGACUCGACCGUCGCCGCCGCCAAUGAUAAUUCCUACCCUGACCAUUCUGCCUGCUCCACCAACCCCACCCCCAAGCCCAUCCUCACGCUGGACAACCAUCAAGCUGCUCCGUGUCAACAUCGUCUAAGUAAAGCGUUUCAACAUGGGCGUUAUCAGCACUUAUAUUUCAAACUUUUAGACUUUAAAUUUAAUAUUUGUUACCUAUACUUAUUAGUUCUCUGUUUAAUUAAUCAGUUUCCUGUGCCUUUCUGCAUUUCUGAUAUAUUUAAGCAUCAUAUCUUCUUUCGCCCUCUAGUGCUGUCAGUAGGAGUUGAAAAGAACAAGACUGCCGAGGAGCUUCUCACCUGCGGCUACAACUUCUGCCUCGAUCAACAGUACGAGGACUCCCCCAGCAACGCCACCGUCACCACGGACAGUCGCGAAGAUGGUCCUGCUCUGUGGAAGAUCUACACCAUGGCCUCCAUCUACCUCGCCUGUGCACUCCUCGCCGCCGCCAUUACCGUCUUCUUUGUGGAUCCGCUGAGCAGAUUUUUGAAGGAAUCCCCAGCCAGCCAGGAAAAGAGUGGCCUCGUGCUCGUUGCUGCAACCUUUAACCAAUUGCGCCAUCCAUACCAGUUGCUGAUCAUUCCUCUGACGAUAUGGUCGGGCGUGGAACAGGCUUUCCUCGGCGCAGAUUACACGGCGGCUUUCGUAUCCUGUGGUCUAGGCGUACACAUGGUCGGUUACGUCACCAUUUGUUACGGAGUUUGUGACGCCAUCUGCUCCGUUGGAUUCAGCCCCAUCGUCCGGAAGUACGGUCGUGUCCCCGUCUUCAGCCUCGGUUUCCUCAUUAACCUGGGGCUGAACAUCACUCUUACGUACUGGACGCCGAAACCCGAUGAUUUGGUCGUGUUCUUCGUCAUAUCAGGUCUCUGGGGCGUCGCUGAUGCAGUGUGGCAGACGCAGAUCAACACCCUCUACGGCGUGAUCUUCCCCGGCGAGUCCGAAGCAGCGUUCAGCAACUACCGCCUGUGGGAAUCGACGGGCUUCAUCAUCGCCUACGCCUGCAGCACCGUCCUUUGCGUCAGCUCGAAGAUCGUGGUCCUCAACGUGUUCCUCCUGCUGGGGAUCGUGGGAUACUACGCCAUCGAGGUCCUGGAGAAGCGGGGAGGACUCGAGAAGGACAAAGACGGGAAAGUGGUUGUUCUCGAUCGGCUGUUGCUUCGCCUGUUGAAGAAGAGGAGGGCGAGUGUGUAGGCCUGCGUGUGGGUUUUGUUAAUGCUGUUGUUGUUGUUAUAUGGACGAACAUGUUUAUUGUUAUUAUUAUUAUUAUUAUUAUUAUUAUCAUUAUUAUUACUAUUAUUAUAUGAAUUAAUCUGUUUAUUGUUAUUAUUACUAUUAUUAUUAUAAUUGUUAUUACAUAUGAAUGAAGCAAUGACCUAUUUAUUCUUAGGGAUGACAGAAUCUGUUUUUAGCUAUGAAUGGAUGAAACUGAGUGAAUGGAAGAAGAACGAAGCAAGAAGAGAGUGAAGGCAGAGUGAAUGACAUUGGUUUACAGUGAAUGAGCCAAAGGCAAUGGGAAUGAAAAUUGAGCGAUAUUAGACAUUUGUUAAGGGCGAAAGAACUUACAAUUGUGAAUGACUUUCGUUACACAGAUGUAUAUAUUUUUUCUAGGUUUCGUACUGAAACAUUUCCAGUAACUCUUAGAACUUGGGCGAUGUUCAGUGACGGCCAUGUGUAUAAAUGUAAAUAAAGUGUUUUUUCGGCCA
Molecule: messenger RNA, 1820 nt
Organism: Penaeus monodon (black tiger shrimp)
Lineage: Eukaryota; Metazoa; Arthropoda; Malacostraca; Decapoda; Penaeidae
Product: UNC93-like protein
Exons: 7
Coding region: 1-1308 (435 amino acids)
Biological process (GO): regulation of potassium ion transport; regulation of muscle contraction
Cellular component (GO): striated muscle dense body; plasma membrane
Molecular function (GO): potassium channel regulator activity
Source: RefSeq, a predicted model, not a curated record